Molecule: messenger RNA, 1047 nt
Organism: Sinocyclocheilus rhinocerous
Lineage: Eukaryota; Metazoa; Chordata; Actinopteri; Cypriniformes; Cyprinidae
Product: gastrula zinc finger protein XlCGF7.1-like
Exons: 1
Coding region: 7-999 (330 amino acids)
Biological process (GO): regulation of transcription by RNA polymerase II
Cellular component (GO): nucleus
Molecular function (GO): DNA-binding transcription factor activity, RNA polymerase II-specific; RNA polymerase II transcription regulatory region sequence-specific DNA binding
Source: RefSeq, a predicted model, not a curated record
AAUAAAAUGGAAGAGAAAGAUCAGUAUGAGAAAUGUCAUGAUUUCAUGGUUGGGGUGAAAUCUUUUAGUUACUCAAAGACUCAUAAAACAGAAACUAGAAACUUUGAAGUCCAGAUGAAAGUUAACACUGGAGAGAGCCCUUUCACCUGCCAACACUGUGGGAAGGGUUUCUCACUAAAAGGAAAUCUUAAAAUUCACAUGAGAGUUCACACUGGAGAGAGCCCUUUCACCUGCCAACACUGUGGGAAGGGUUUCUCACUAAAAGGAAAUCUUAACAUUCACAUGAAAAUCCAUGCUGGAGAGAAGGCUUUCAUAUGCUCUCAGUGUGGAAAGAGAUUUACACAGAAAAAUACCCUUAAUGCCCACAUGAGAGUUCACACUGGAGAGAAGCCUUACACCUGCAAAAUGUGUGGGAAUAACUUCACGCGAAAAGAAAAUCUUGAAAUUCACAUGAGAGUUCACACUGGAGAGAGACCUUUCACCUGCAAACUGUGUGGGAAAAGCUUCACACGAAAAGAAAAUCUUAAAAUUCACAUGAGAGUUCACACUGGAGAGAAGCCUUACACCUGCAAACUGUGUGGAAAGUGUUUUAAACAGAAAAAGUAUCUCAAUGGCCACAUGACAAUUCACACCGGAGAGAAGCCGUUUGUUUGUGAUCAGUGUGAAAAGAGUUUCAGGUGUAAAGCGCACCUUGAUCUUCACAUGAGGAGUCACUCAGGAGAGAACUGUUUUAUAUGUCACCAGUGUGGAAAGAGUUUCUCACACAAAGGAAACUUUGAGAAUCACAUGAGAGUUCACACUGGAGAGAAGCCUUUCACCUGCCGUAAUUGUGGAAAGAGCUUCACAAUUAAAGGAAACCUUAAGAUUCACAUCAGAGUUCACACUGGAGAGAAACCUUACAAAUGUGUUCAGUGUGAAAAGAGUUUCACAUAUCACACAGACCUAAAACGGCAUUUGCAAGCUCACUCUGGAAAGAAAAUCCAAACCUUGCCACACUGAGGAAAAUUGCAAUUUCAACAAUCAUCUGCGCAUUCACUCUGAAGAAAG